Mastomys coucha (southern multimammate mouse) is the source of this 213-nucleotide messenger RNA. Its product is annotated as keratin-associated protein 20-2-like. The coding region runs from base 1 to 213 and encodes 70 amino acids. The transcript has a single exon. The record is from RefSeq and is a predicted model, not a curated record. NCBI's taxonomy places the organism in Eukaryota, Metazoa, Chordata, Mammalia, Rodentia, Muridae.
AUGUGCUACUAUGGAGGAUACUAUGGAGGCCUGGGCUGUGGCUAUGGAGGCCUGGGCUAUGGCUAUGGAGGCCUAGGAUGUGGCUAUGGCUGUGGCUAUGGCUGUGGCUAUGGCUGUGGCUAUGGUGGCUAUGGCUGCGGCUAUGGUGGCUAUGGCUAUGGCUGCUGCCGCCCACUGUGCUGCAGAAGGUACUGGUCCUGUGGCUUCUACUGA